GGAGGUGUGGGUGUUCCGCUUCCAUCCUCGCGGAACGAGCUCCCUCUUCGCGGACAUGGGAUUACCCAGCGGCUGCUAACCCCUCUCCUCGCCCUCCUCCUCCACAGCGGCGUGGCUCCCCGGGCACCAAGGAGCUGACUACGGGGGGAGCCAGACUCCCACUCCUGGCUGGGCGUGUUUUGGCAACAGAGUGCCUGACCCGGGUCAGGAUUCUCAAGAAAGCCAUGUCUGACAAGAUGUCUAGUUUCCUUCAUAUCGGAGACAUUUGUUCUCUGUACGCCGAGGGAUCGACCAAUGGAUUUAUUAGCACCUUGGGCCUGGUUGAUGAUCGUUGUGUUGUCCAGCCAGAAGCUGGGGACCUUAACAAUCCACCCAAGAAAUUCAGAGAUUGCCUCUUUAAACUAUGUCCCAUGAAUCGCUACUCCGCCCAGAAGCAGUUCUGGAAAGCCGCUAAGCCAGGAGCCAACAGCACGACAGACGCAGUACUACUUAACAAACUACACCAUGCCGCAGACUUGGAAAAGAAGCAGAAUGAGACAGAAAACAGGAAAUUGCUGGGGACCGUGAUCCAGUAUGGCAAUGUAAUCCAGCUCUUGCAUUUGAAAAGUAAUAAAUACCUAACAGUGAAUAAGAGGCUUCCAGCUCUGCUGGAGAAGAAUGCCAUGAGAGUAACGUUGGACGAGGCUGGCAACGAAGGGUCCUGGUUUUACAUUCAGCCAUUCUACAAGCUGCGAUCCAUCGGAGACAGUGUGGUCAUAGGUGACAAGGUUGUUCUGAACCCCGUGAAUGCUGGCCAGCCCUUACAUGCCAGCAGUCAUCAGCUGGUGGAUAACCCAGGCUGCAACGAGGUCAAUUCCGUCAACUGCAAUACCAGCUGGAAAAUAGUCCUUUUCAUGAAAUGGAGUGAUAACAAAGAUGACAUAUUAAAGGGGGGUGACGUGGUGAGGCUGUUCCACGCCGAGCAGGAGAAGUUUCUCACCUGUGACGAGCACAGGAAGAAGCAGCAUGUCUUCCUGAGAACUACCGGCCGGCAGUCAGCCACGUCUGCCACUAGUUCCAAAGCCCUGUGGGAGGUGGAGGUGGUCCAGCAUGACCCGUGUCGGGGUGGAGCAGGAUAUUGGAACAGCCUCUUCCGUUUCAAGCAUCUUGCUACAGGGCAUUACUUAGCAGCAGAGGUAGACCCUGACUUUGAGGAAGAAUGCCUGGAGUUUCAGCCCUCACUGGACUCUGAUCAGGAUGCCUCCCGGAGCAGGUUGCGAAACGCCCAGGAAAAGAUGGUGUACUCCCUGGUCUCUGUGCCCGAAGGCAAUGACAUCUCCUCCAUCUUUGAGCUAGAUCCCACCACCCUCCGUGGAGGCGAUAGCCUUGUCCCAAGAAACUCCUAUGUCCGGCUCAGACACCUGUGUACUAAUACCUGGGUUCACAGCACAAAUAUCCCCAUUGACAAGGAAGAAGAAAAACCCGUGAUGCUAAAAAUUGGAACCUCUCCCGUGAAAGAGGACAAAGAAGCAUUUGCCAUAGUUCCAGUCUCUCCUGCUGAGGUUCGGGACCUGGACUUUGCCAACGAUGCCAGCAAGGUGCUGGGCUCCAUAGCUGGGAAGCUGGAGAAGGGCACCAUCACCCAGAAUGAAAGAAGAUCUGUAACCAAGCUGCUGGAAGACUUGGUUUACUUUGUCACUGGUGGAACUAAUUCCGGUCAAGAUGUUCUUGAAGUGGUCUUCUCUAAGCCCAACAGAGAACGACAGAAGCUGAUGAGAGAACAGAAUAUUCUCAAGCAGAUCUUCAAGUUGUUACAGGCCCCAUUCACAGACUGUGGUGACGGCCCGAUGCUACGUCUGGAGGAGCUGGGGGACCAGCGGCAUGCACCCUUCAGACACAUCUGCCGUCUCUGCUACAGGGUCCUGAGACACUCCCAGCAGGACUACAGGAAGAACCAGGAGUACAUAGCGAAGCAGUUUGGCUUCAUGCAGAAGCAGAUUGGCUAUGAUGUGCUGGCUGAAGACACCAUCACUGCCCUGCUCCACAAUAAUCGGAAACUCCUGGAAAAACACAUCACCGCGGCAGAGAUCGACACCUUCGUCAGUCUGGUGCGAAAGAACAGGGAGCCCAGAUUCUUAGAUUACCUCUCUGAUCUCUGCGUGUCCAUGAACAAAUCCAUUCCGGUGACCCAGGAACUGAUAUGUAAAGCUGUGCUGAAUCCAACCAACGCUGACAUUCUGAUUGAGACCAAGCUGGUACUCUCUCGUUUCGAAUUUGAAGGUGUUUCUACUGGAGAGAACGCUCUGGAGGCAGGAGAGGAUGAGGAAGAGGUGUGGCUGUUUUGGAGGGACAGCACCAAAGAGGUUCGCAGUAAGAGUGUGAGGGAACUGGCGCAGGAUGCUAAGGAGGGGCAGAAAGAAGACCGAGACGUCCUCAGCUACUACAGGUACCAGCUGAACCUCUUUGCGAGGAUGUGCCUGGACCGCCAGUACCUCGCCAUCAACGAAAUCUCAGGCCAGCUGGACGUGGAUCUCAUUCUCCGCUGCAUGUCUGAUGAGAACCUGCCCUAUGACCUGCGGGCGUCCUUCUGCCGUCUCAUGCUCCACAUGCAUGUGGACCGAGACCCACAGGAGCAAGUCACUCCCGUGAAAUACGCCCGCCUCUGGUCCGAGAUUCCCUCCGAGAUCGCCAUUGAUGACUAUGAUAGUAGUGGUACUUCCAAAGAUGAAAUUAAGGAGAGGUUUGCUCAGACCAUGGAAUUUGUGGAGGAGUAUUUAAGAGAUGUGGUGUGUCAGAGGUUCCCUUUCUCUGACAAGGAGAAAAAUAAACUUACAUUUGAGGUUGUAAACUUAGCUAGGAAUCUCAUAUACUUUGGUUUCUACAACUUCUCUGACCUCCUGCGAUUAACCAAAAUCCUCCUGGCCAUAUUGGACUGUGUGCACGUGACCACAAUCUUCCCCAUCAGCAAGAUGGCAAAGGGAGAGGAGAAUAAAGGUAGUAACGUGAUGCGGUCCAUCCAUGGGGUUGGAGAGCUGAUGACCCAGGUGGUGCUCCGGGGAGGGGGCUUCCUGCCCAUGACUCCCACGGCCGCCGCCCCUGAGGGCAACGUGAAGCAAGCAGAGCCGGAGAAGGAGGACAUCAUGGUGAUGGACACCAAGUUGAAGAUCAUUGAAAUACUCCAGUUUAUUUUGAACGUGAGGCUGGAUUAUAGGAUCUCCUGCCUCCUGUGUAUAUUUAAGCGGGAGUUUGAUGAAAGCAAUUCCCAGACUUCGGAAACAUCCUCCGGAACCAGCAGCCAAGAGGGACCAAGUAAUGUACCAGGUGCUCUUGAUUUUGAACACAUUGAAGAGCAAGCCGAAGGCAUCUUUGGAGGAAGGAAAGAGAACACGCCACUGGACCUGGACGACCACGGCGGCAGAACCUUCCUCCGGGUCCUGCUGCAUUUGACGAUGCACGACUACCCACCCCUGGUGUCAGGGGCCCUGCAGCUCCUCUUUCGGCACUUCAGUCAGAGGCAGGAGGUCCUGCAGGCCUUCAAACAGGUUCAACUGCUUGUUACCAGCCAAGAUGUCGACAACUACAAACAGAUCAAACAAGACUUGGACCAACUGCGAUCCAUCGUGGAGAAGUCAGAGCUUUGGGUGUACAAAGGGCAGGGCCCCGACGAGGCCAUGGACGGUGCAUCUGGUGAAAAUGAACAUAAGAAAACGGAGGAGGGGAACAACAAGUCCCAGAAGCAUGAGAGCACCAGUAGCUACAACUACAGGGUGGUCAAAGAGAUUUUGAUUCGACUCAGCAAACUCUGCGUCCAAGAGGGCGCCUCUGUGAGGAAGAGCAGGAAGCAACAGCAACGCCUGCUCCGGAACAUGGGCGCCCAUGCCGUGGUGCUGGAGCUGCUGCAGAUCCCCUACGAGAAGGCCGAAGACACCAAGAUGCAGGAGAUAAUGAGGCUGGCUCACGAGUUUCUGCAGAAUUUCUGUGCUGGCAACCAGCAGAAUCAGGCUUUGCUCCACAAACAUAUAAACCUGUUUCUCAACCCAGGGAUCCUGGAGGCGGUCACGAUGCAGCACAUCUUCAUGAACAAUUUCCAGCUGUGUAGUGAGAUCAACGAGAGAGUCGUCCAGCACUUUGUUCACUGCAUCGAGACUCACGGUCGAAACGUCCAGUACAUCAAGUUCUUGCAGACGAUCGUCAAGGCCGAAGGGAAAUUCAUCAAAAAGUGCCAGGACAUGGUCAUGGCUGAGCUGGUUAAUUCAGGAGAGGAUGUCCUCGUAUUCUACAACGACAGAGCCUCUUUCCAGACUCUGAUCCAGAUGAUGAGGUCGGAACGGGACCGGAUGGAUGAGAACAGCCCUCUCAUGUACCACAUCCACCUGGUCGAGCUCUUGGCCGUGUGCACAGAGGGCAAGAACGUCUACACGGAGAUCAAGUGCAACUCCCUGCUCCCGCUGGAUGACAUUGUCCGCGUGGUGACCCACGAGGACUGCAUCCCCGAGGUUAAAAUUGCGUACAUUAACUUCCUGAAUCACUGCUAUGUGGAUACGGAGGUGGAAAUGAAGGAGAUUUAUACCAGUAAUCACAUGUGGAAAUUGUUUGAGAAUUUCCUUGUGGACAUCUGCAGGGCCUGUAACAACACAAGUGACAGGAAGCAUGCGGACUCAGUUUUGGAGAGGUAUGUCACCGAGAUUGUCAUGAGCAUCGUUACCACGUUCUUCAGCUCUCCCUUCUCAGACCAGAGUACGACUUUGCAGACUCGCCAGCCCGUCUUUGUGCAGCUGCUGCAAGGUGUGUUCAGGGUUUACCACUGCAACUGGCUCAUGCCGAGCCAGAAGGCCUCAGUGGAGAGCUGCAUUCGGGUGCUCUCUGAUGUAGCCAAGAGCCGGGCCAUUGCCAUCCCUGUGGACCUGGACAGCCAGGUCAACAACCUCUUCCUCAAGUCCCACAACAUCGUGCAGAAAACUGCCAUGAACUGGCGGCUGACGGCCCGCAAUGCAGCUCGCAGAGACUCUGUCCUGGCAGCUUCCAGAGACUACCGGAAUAUCAUCGAGCGAUUGCAGGACAUCGUCUCUGCCCUGGAGGACCGUCUCAGGCCACUGGUGCAGGCCGAGUUAUCUGUGCUGGUGGACGUCCUCCACAGGCCUGAGCUGCUCUUCCCGGAGAACACAGAUGCCAGAAGAAAGUGUGAAAGCGGUGGCUUCAUUUGCAAGUUAAUAAAGCACACUAAACAGCUGCUAGAGGAGAAUGAGGAGAAACUCUGCAUUAAGGUCCUGCAGACCCUCAGAGAAAUGAUGACCAAAGAUAGAGGCUACGGAGAAAAGGGUGAGGCCCUCAGGCAGAUUUUGGUCAACCGUUACUAUGGAAACAUCAGACCUUCAGGAAGAAGAGAGAGCCUUACCAGCUUUGGCAAUGGCCCGCUGUCACCAGGAGGACCCGGCAAGCCCGGGGGAGGAGGGGGAGGUUCCGGGUCCAGCUCCAUGAGCAGGGGGGAGAUGAGCCUGGCUGAGGUUCAGUGCCAUCUUGACAAGGAGGGGGCCUCCAAUCUAGUCAUCGACCUCAUAAUGAACGCCUCCAGCGAUCGAGUGUUCCAUGAAAGCAUUCUCCUGGCCAUCGCCCUGCUGGAAGGAGGCAACACCACCAUACAGCACUCCUUUUUCUGCCGGUUGACAGAAGAUAAGAAGUCGGAGAAAUUCUUCAAGGUCUUCUAUGACCGGAUGAAGGUGGCCCAGCAAGAAAUCAAGGCAACGGUGACCGUGAACACCAGUGACUUGGGAAAUAAAAAGAAAGAUGAUGAGGUAGACAGGGAUGCCCCGUCACGGAAAAAAGCCAAAGAGCCCACGACACAGAUAACGGAAGAGGCCCGGGAUCAGCUUGUGGAGGCCUCUGCCGCCACCAGGAAAGCCUUCACCACCUUCAGAAGGGAGGCCGACCCCGACGAUCACUACCAGUCAGGGGAGGGCGCCCAGGCCACGGCAGACAAGACCAAGGAUGACCUGGAGAUGAGCGCAGUCAUCACCAUCAUGCAGCCCAUCCUCCGCUUCCUGCAACUCCUGUGCGAAAACCACAACCGGGACCUACAGAACUUCCUUCGUUGCCAAAAUAACAAGACCAACUACAAUUUGGUAUGUGAGACGCUACAGUUUCUGGACUGUAUUUGUGGAAGUACCACCGGGGGUCUUGGUCUUCUCGGACUCUAUAUCAACGAAAAGAAUGUGGCCCUCAUCAACCAAACCCUGGAAAGUCUGACCGAAUACUGUCAAGGACCUUGCCAUGAGAACCAGAACUGCAUAGCCACCCAUGAAUCCAAUGGCAUUGACAUCAUCACGGCCCUGAUCCUCAAUGACAUCAACCCUCUGGGAAAGAAGAGGAUGGACCUCGUGUUAGAACUGAAGAACAAUGCAUCCAAGUUGCUCCUGGCCAUCAUGGAGAGCAGGCACGACAGUGAAAAUGCCGAGAGGAUACUCUAUAACAUGAGGCCCAAGGAACUGGUGGAAGUGAUCAAGAAAGCCUACAUGCAAGGCGAAGUGGAAUUCGAGGAUGGAGAGAAUGGCGAGGACGGAGCUGCUUCCCCCAGGAACGUGGGACACAACAUCUACAUCUUAGCUCAUCAGUUGGCUCGGCACAACAAGGAACUUCAGACCAUGCUGAAACCUGGUGGCCAGGUGGAGGGAGACGAAGCGCUGGAGUUUUACGCCAAGCACACGGCCCAGAUAGAGAUUGUCAGAUUAGACCGAACCAUGGAACAGAUUGUUUUCCCCGUGCCCAGUAUAUGUGAAUUCCUGACCAACGAGUCAAAGCUACGAAUAUACUACACUACAGAGCGGGAUGAACAAGGCAGCAAGAUCAACGAUUUCUUCCUGCGAUCCGAGGACCUCUUCAAUGAGAUGAAUUGGCAAAAGAAGCUGCGAGCCCAGCCCGUUCUGUAUUGGUGUGCCCGCAACAUGUCUUUCUGGAGCAGCAUUUCAUUCAACCUGGCUGUCCUGAUGAAUCUGCUUGUGGCCUUUUUCUACCCAUUUAAAGGAGUCCGAGGAGGAACCCUGGAACCACACUGGUCAGGGCUGCUGUGGACAGCCAUGCUCAUAUCUCUGGCCAUUGUCAUUGCCCUCCCCAAGCCCCACGGCAUCCGGGCCUUAAUCGCUUCCACAAUUCUCCGGUUGAUAUUUUCGGUCGGAUUACAACCCACGUUGUUUCUUCUGGGAGCUUUCAACGUCUGCAAUAAAAUCAUCUUUCUGAUGAGCUUUGUGGGCAACUGUGGCACAUUCACCAGAGGCUACCGAGCCAUGGUUCUGGAUGUUGAGUUCCUUUAUCAUUUGCUGUAUCUGCUGAUCUGCGCCAUGGGGCUCUUCGUCCAUGAAUUCUUCUACAGUUUGCUGCUUUUUGACUUAGUGUACAGAGAAGAGACUCUGCUUAAUGUCAUUAAAAGCGUCACUCGCAAUGGACGGUCCAUCAUCUUGACGGCGGUCCUGGCUUUGAUCCUGGUUUACCUGUUCUCAAUAGUGGGCUACCUUUUCUUCAAGGAUGACUUCAUCUUGGAAGUAGAUAGGCUGCCCAAUGAAACCAUUCUUCCAGAAGCCAGUGAGAGUUUGGCAAGCGAGUUCCUGUACUCUGACGUGUGUAGGGUGGAGACUGGGGAGAACUGCUCCUCUCCGGCACCCAAAGAAGAGCGGGUCCCUGCAGAAGAGACGGAGCAAGAUAAAGAGCACACGUGCGAGACGCUGCUGAUGUGCAUCGUCACAGUGCUGAGUCACGGGCUGCGGAGCGGGGGCGGAGUGGGAGAUGUGCUCAGGAAGCCGUCCAAAGAGGAGCCCCUCUUUGCUGCUCGAGUGAUCUAUGACCUCUUGUUCUUCUUCAUGGUCAUCAUCAUUGUCCUUAAUCUGAUUUUCGGGGUCAUCAUUGACACCUUUGCCGAUCUGAGGAGCGAAAAGCAGAAGAAAGAAGAGAUCUUAAAGACCACGUGCUUUAUCUGCGGCUUGGAAAGGGACAAGUUCGACAACAAGACUGUCACCUUUGAAGAGCACAUCAAGGAGGAGCACAACAUGUGGCACUACCUGUGCUUCAUCGUCCUGGUGAAAGUCAAGGACUCCACAGAGUACACGGGGCCCGAGAGUUACGUGGCGGAAAUGAUCAAGGAAAGAAACCUUGACUGGUUCCCAAGGAUGAGAGCCAUGUCCCUGGUCAGCAGCGAUUCGGAAGGAGAACAGAAUGAGCUGAGGAGCCUGCAGGAGAAGCUGGAGUCCACCAUGAAGCUGGUCACUAAUCUUUCUGGGCAGCUGUCAGAAUUAAAGGACCAGAUGACAGAACAAAGGAAGCAGAAACAAAGAAUUGGUCUUCUAGGACAUCCUCCUCACAUGAACGUCAACCCACAGCAACCAGCAUAAGCAAAUGAAAUAAAGGAAUCGUACUUACCUUUUUAAAUUAUUUUUAGUGUGGGUGUGGCUAAUUCGUUCUGAUUCACCCACAGAGGUUACAUUUAUGCUUAGUAUAUUUGUAAAUACUCAGUUUUAUACCGUAUGUAUAUGACUGCUACUCUCAAGGUUUGGAUAUAUGUAUUGUAAUUAAUUAGAAUUGUUGGCACGAUGAAAUUUCAUUUGUGCCAAAAAUAUUAAAAAUGCCUUUUUUGGAAGGACUAAAGAAAGCACCUGAUUUGCACUUGAACCACAUUAUAGAUUUAAAAGUAUAUGACAUGUAUUUUGUAUUUAAAACUAGAAUAGCCAGUAUUUAUGUUUUUUAUAGAACUGUGCAAUACCAAUUAUGCAAUCACAAUAAAUUUGUAACUCCUGAGUAUCCUAAGGGGAGUGCACAUCUUUGAAGCUGGUGUGUUCAUAGUAUGUAAUAAAUGGUUAACUAUCAAAUGAUGCUGCUGCCAAAAUCAUAUUAAUAGUGAGUUUCAGGCCCCCGGGCAUUUUGUACCAUAUAAUUAGCCUGUGGUGAUACUACUUCUCAUUGCUAGCGGCACCAGUGCCUCUGUCUCGUAGUGACAGUGCUCCAAGCCUACGAACUGUCAAGUCAGCAUUCAUUUUAAGAAAAGCAACUUUAGUUUCAAAGAUACGUUAAGGCUUCUGAAUUGAUCAUUUAAACUAUUUCUUUAAGUAAGAGAGCUGAAUUAGAGGCUCAGACUUUAGUUUGCCAAGUCAGUGAAUUUUUUAAAGGGAACUUUUUAUGCCACGCUUGAGGUAAAUGCAUACUGCUAGCCAAUCAAUGUCAUCUCCUAGGUGAAUUCUGGUGUCACGUUAUCAAGAAAUGAGUAAUUGAUGGGCUCUAGGUUAUCUAGUCCAAACAGUAGAGCUGAUUUUUUUCCUUCAUCUGAACCAACAUGCUACAGUAGCUAAGAAGUAUUAAUCUAUAUCUAUCCAUAUAAAGAUGAAAUAUGAUCUAGCCCAUUAGAGCUCAUAGUUUGAACACUGACAUGUUAUUCUUGUGAAAGAGCCACAGUUGGGUUUUAUUUCUUUGUCACAUUAUUUCUUUUCUUGAUGGAUGAAAAAGUAUGAAAGGAAACUUUUAUAUCUGUUGCCUAGUUUUGUACCUGGAUCUCAUUUUACAAGAGAAUCUCUCUACAAAAAAAGUUAAACGUGUAUUGAAAGCAGAGUUCUGAAAUGAGUAAAGUUUGUAAAUGCGGAUAUAAAAAUAAUAUUUAAUAAAUGAUGCAGAAGAAAUACAGUGACCGGC
Molecule: messenger RNA, 9642 nt
Organism: Lagenorhynchus albirostris (white-beaked dolphin)
Lineage: Eukaryota; Metazoa; Chordata; Mammalia; Artiodactyla; Delphinidae
Gene: ITPR1
Product: inositol 1,4,5-trisphosphate receptor type 1
Exons: 59
Coding region: 225-8354 (2709 amino acids)
Biological process (GO): calcium ion transmembrane transport
Cellular component (GO): membrane; endoplasmic reticulum
Molecular function (GO): inositol 1,4,5 trisphosphate binding; inositol 1,4,5-trisphosphate-gated calcium channel activity
Source: RefSeq, a predicted model, not a curated record